Messenger RNA from Cynoglossus semilaevis (tongue sole), 1225 nucleotides. It is a transcript of the gene calb2a, whose product is annotated as calbindin 2a. The record is from RefSeq and is a predicted model, not a curated record. NCBI's taxonomy places the organism in Eukaryota, Metazoa, Chordata, Actinopteri, Pleuronectiformes, Cynoglossidae. The coding region runs from base 302 to 1117 and encodes 271 amino acids. Gene Ontology annotation, cellular component: terminal bouton; synapse; nucleus. The transcript is spliced from 11 exons. Gene Ontology annotation, molecular function: calcium ion binding. Gene Ontology annotation, biological process: regulation of presynaptic cytosolic calcium ion concentration; regulation of long-term synaptic potentiation.
GGAAAUCACAUCGAGAUCCCGCAUGGAAACGCGCGCGCGCACAGGAACACAUACCGGCGGACCGAGAGUUCCAGUGCCGGUGCGCCUCUAGCGGCGUCGUCGCGGCGCUGCAGCUGCUGUUAAAAAGGUGCGGGCGGUGCGCGGCGCUGCUCCAGUGCUGGUGCGCCUGGUUUGAAGAGGACACGCGCAGAGAAAAGUUUAGACCCGGAUUCUCUGCCUUCUCUCUUCUCUGCAGCAGCAGCAACAGCAGCAGCAGCAACUGAGCCCGAGCAUUUUCAUCGUUCUAACCCUCCUCAUCAUCAUGGCAAACAAGGCACAGCAGCCUCCGCACCUGCACCUGGCCGAGGUCACCGCGUCCCAGUUCCUGGACAUCUGGAAACACUUUGACGCCGACGGUAACGGCUACAUCGAGGGCAAGGAGCUGGAGAACUUCUUCAGGGAGCUGGAAGUUGCCCGGAGAGGAGCAGGAGUGGAUCCUUCCAACCCCACAUUCAGAGAAAAGAUGAAGGAGUUCAUGCAGAAGUUUGACAAGAACAAAGACGGACGAAUUGAGAUGUCAGAGCUGGCCCAGAUUCUCCCGACUGAAGAGAACUUCUUGCUGUGCUUCAGACAGUUUGUCAGCUCCAGCGCUGAGUUUAUGGCGGCCUGGAGGCGAUAUGACACAGACCGCAGCGGCUACAUUGAAGCCAAUGAACUGAAGGGCUUUCUGUCAGACCUGCUGCAGAAGGCCAACAGACACUACGACGACCAGAAGCUGCAGGAGUACACACAGACCAUCCUCAGGAUGUUUGAUCUGAACGGAGAUGGGAAGCUGGGCCUGUCGGAGAUGGCGAGGCUUCUCCCUGUUCAGGAGAACUUCUUACUCAAGUUCCAGGGCGUGAAGUUGACCAGUGAGCAGUUCAAUGCCAUCUUCACGUACUACGACAAGGAUGGGAACGGCUACAUCGAUGAGCAGGAACUGGACGCUCUGCUACGAGACCUUUACCAGAAAAACAAGAAGGAGGAGGACCUGAAGAACCUGACGGGCUACAAGCAGAGCAUCAUGAGCCUCUCCGACGGUGGGAAGCUCUACCGCGGCGAGCUGGAGAUCGUCCUCUGCAGGGAGCCAAUCGCCUGACUCCGUCCUACAUUCUCCCUCUCGCUCUUUCUCUCUCGUUGCAUAACUUUGUUUAUUCUGCCUGAGUCCGCUGUCCUGAAACCACGCCCACUUCCAGCUGCCUGGCAG